AUUCGCCCGAAGCCGGUCCACGUAUACCGCAAAACCCGGAAAAAAGCUCGGGUUCUGCUCCACUUGUCUUCUUCCUCUUCGAUCCAUCUUCCUUUCGUACAAAUCGCGAGCCUUCUUCUUCGGCCAUGAUAAGAACCAGAAUAACUGCAACAUUCCUCUCUGAUCCAUUUAUCCAGAGAGCUUCGAAGGCGACAGAACUCUAUCUACACGCCGUGUAAGAAGAAGAAGAAAUGGAGAGCCCGCCGGGGAGCGCUAGGUCGAGUCCGGAGGCGGAGGUGGGAAUGCGAGUGGAGGAUCUGUGGGAGAUACAGGAGCCGCAACUCAGCCCCUCUGAGAAGCUUAAUUCUUGCUUUGAGAGUAUUUUUGUGAGCUCUUUCCCACAAGCCCCGUCCUCUCAAGACUCGGAUCCAGUCAUCGAGAUAUCUUCGGAUUCCAGCUUGGCUGAAGCCGUUGAAAUUCUAUCUAACAACAGAAUUGUGAGUGCUCCUGUGAGAAAUUUAAAAGCUCCUGCGAACGCAACUUGGAUUGAUAGAUACAUCGGAAUCGUCGAAUUUGCGGGGAUUACUGUCUGGCUUCUGCAUCAGUCAGAAAUGGCAUCUAGUGAGGGAAGUGUUGGCCCUCUUAAAGAAGGGCCUGCUGCAGAUGGAACAAGCACAGCCAAGCUCAACAGUAUUGAAGCAGCUGAUUCUAUGGGCGGAACCUUCUUAGAAACCCUUACAACUUCUGACUUCUAUAAAAAGACAAAGGUUGAAGACAUCUCAGGGUCAUUUCGCUGGGCACCGUUCUUGGCGUUGCAGAAAUCCGACUCGUUCCUAACUAUGCUCCUUCUGCUCUCGAAAUACAGGAUGAAGAGCCUUCCUGUCGUCGUCUUGGGCGAAGAGAAGAUUGAUAAUAUAAUCACCCAAUCUGCCGUCGUCCACAUGCUCGCGGAAUGCGUCGGGCUUCCUUGGUUUGAGAACUGGGGAAGAAAGAAGCUGCAUGAAGUUGGCCUGCCUAGUAACAGGAAUAAGCUUAUCAAGGUAAGAGAGGAUGAAUCCGUUCUAAUGGCCUUCCAACUGAUGAGGAAAAAAAGAAUUGGCGGCGUACCAGUUGUUGAUAAAAGCGGGAAGAAGGCGGUUGGCAAUAUAAGCAUCAGAGAUGUUCAGUACCUUCUUACAGCUCCAGAAAUGUACAAGAGUUACAGGUCGAUAACAGCCAAAGACUUCGUAAGAUCAAUUAAGAGCUACUUGAGCACACAUAUUGAUGCUUCACCCAGAUUUACUGGAGUUCUAACUUGCAGCAGUGAAAAUACAAUUAAAGAAAUAAUUCUGAAGCUGGAUGCAAAAAAAGUACAACGGAUCUAUGUUGUUGAUGAGGAGGAAAAUUUGGAAGGGGUGAUUACGCUAAGAGAUAUAAUAUCCAAGCUGGUUCAUGAACCUAACGGCUACUUUGGUGAUUUCUUUGAUGGUGUUGUCCCUUUGCCUCAGAACAGUAGGGUUUAAAAUGUAAAGAAUCUCAUAGUUUUUAUUUAUUUAUUUAUUUUAAUGUGGUGGUUAACUUUCUACUUCUUUUGGGAAAAUAUAUAGGCACUACUUGAAUGUAAUUUGAUACAA
Phalaenopsis equestris is the source of this 1592-nucleotide messenger RNA. RefSeq names its product SNF1-related protein kinase regulatory subunit gamma-1-like. NCBI's taxonomy places the organism in Eukaryota, Viridiplantae, Streptophyta, Magnoliopsida, Asparagales, Orchidaceae. Bases 231 to 1481 code for a protein of 416 amino acids. The transcript has 6 exons. The record is from RefSeq and is a predicted model, not a curated record.